This is a messenger RNA of Funneliformis mosseae, 177 nucleotides long. NCBI's taxonomy places the organism in Eukaryota, Fungi, Glomeromycota, Glomeromycetes, Glomerales, Glomeraceae. The record is from the annotation of a GenBank genome assembly.
AUGUCUGAAAGUAACGAUAAAGAGGAGGCUUCGGAUGAUAAGAAAACUUCUUUAUUAGAAGAAUUAGAAGAUAACACAUUAGAACCAGUUUCUAACGAUGAAGUUAAUCAUAUCAUUUCUAACCAGAUAUUAAACGAUUCUCAAUUUUAUUGCAACAUUAUCAGGUUUUGGCAAUAA